Messenger RNA from Saccostrea echinata, 3162 nucleotides. RefSeq names its product patched domain-containing protein 3-like. Gene Ontology annotation, cellular component: membrane. Bases 25 to 3162 code for a protein of 1045 amino acids. The transcript has 3 exons. NCBI's taxonomy places the organism in Eukaryota, Metazoa, Mollusca, Bivalvia, Ostreida, Ostreidae. The record is from RefSeq and is a predicted model, not a curated record.
CCUAAUUGCAGUCCUUGCUGUAAGAUGUGUCAUAAAAAAUGGGAAGAUAUAAUUCACAACUCAUUUGGCAAGCUUGGUGCCUUCAUUUCAGACUAUCCCGUUCGAAUAAUGGUUUGCUGUAUUGUUGUAAACUUACUCUUGACAAUAGGGUUGAUACGAAUAGAAGUAGAAAAUGAUGUCGAAACCCUUUACACUCCCAUGGAUAGCCAAGCAAUACAAGAUCGAUCUGUCUUACGAAACUUAUAUGGUGAUCCGACGGACAGUCAUUUUCGUUCAUACCAACUUACCGACUUUGGAUUAUAUGGCAGUGUGAUGAUCCUUUCAAAAGAAAAGACAGAUAUAAAAACACAAGCUUAUGUGUACGAAAUAAAUAGCAUACACAAUGUGAUAAACACCUCCAUUACAGUUACGGAUUCUUUCGGAACUGUGUUUACCUUUAGUGACAUAUCUGCAGGAUCCGAUCCUGUCGAUGUGAUUUCUGGAUCCAUUUUAUUAUCACAAACAUUUCAAAACAAUUUUGUUAUGAAUAACGUAACGUAUCCCUUCUUCGGCCAAAACACAUUGUCUCCUUUCCUUGCCAAUGCUGUUUCGGAAAAUGGAAUGUUAACUUCUACCAUUGGUGUUAAGCUGCAGUACUAUUUAAAACAUUACAAUGCAUCUGUGCGAGAACUCUCCAAAUCAUGGGAAAAGGCUUUUGCAUCCAAACUUGAAAACAUACAGACAAAUUUGACAGACAUUGCUUAUGCAUAUUCAGAUUCCCUUGAAACAGAACUAACAAAAAACACAAAUAGUGACAUUCAAUAUUUUUCAAUAACUUUUGCCCUAAUGAUGACAUAUGCCUCCAUUGCCUCCUUAUCUAUUAAUUGCAAUAACGCUGCAAAUCGCAUGAAUUUAGGGUUUGCUGGGAUCCUUGCACCAAUUUUAGCCAUUGCUUCAGCCUUUGGUUUUGUCAGUGCUAUAGGAGUCGAAUUCACAAAUAUUGUUGGUGUUAUGCCCUUUUUGGUUGUUGGUAUUGGAAUAGACGAUAUGUUUAUCCUCAUGUCUGGAAUGGCAGAUGCGUCCCCACUUACUAAAGUGACAAUAAAAGACAGAAUGGUGUUCAUGAUGAAAAAAAGUGGAGUUGCUAUAACUAUAACAUCCCUAACGGAUUUGUUGGCCUUUGCUAUUGGUGCAACCUCUGUUUUUAAAAGUAUCAGGAAUUUCUGCAUUUACACAGGUGUGUCCGUUUUCUUUUGCUAUUUAAAUCAACUAUUCUUCUUUUGUCCCGCUAUGAGAAUCAAUGAACAAAGAACAAAAGAUAAAAGGCAUUUCUGCAUCUCCUGUAAAAAAGUAAAAAGAAAAGAAGAUUACGUAGGGAAAUCAAAAUGUUUUCUUCUUUGUGUUCCUGGAUCAAUUCCCGAAACAAGACUUGACGUUGAAAGUCCUAUGGAAAAAUAUCCUAAAAAAGUUAUCCUUUUUGUUCUAAAUCAUACAGUGGGCAAAAUCGUGAUCAUCUUUGUACAUGUAUUCCUUGCUUUUCUCGGAGCUUCUAUUUAUGGCUGUAUCAAUCUUCAGCAAGGUCUACAACUAUUCAACUUGGCUUCAAAAGACUCAUAUUUUUAUAAGUACAGUCUAUUGGAUGAAGAUUACUUCACUACCGAACCUAUGAUUACCCUGUGUGUGACAAAGGUUCAAGAUUAUCAUAGGAAUGAAACACAAAAUCUUUUAAACUCCGUCUUAUCACAAACAAAAUUGGACAGUCACAUUGAUGCACAAGCUGAAAUAAAUUGGCUUGAAAACUACAAAAAUUCUGCAGUUUAUGACUCUUCAUCAGAAACCGCUUUCGUCAGUGGUCUUAUCAACUUUCUGGGAUCACAGGAGGGUCAGGCAUUUACAAACGAUUUGGUUUUAGACAAAUCUAGCUUGAAAAUAUUGUCAUCAAGAUUUUAUUUGAAGUCGAAAAACAUGAAGACAUCGAAUGAGCAAGGUGACUUUAUGAAAAGAAUGCGUAAAAUUACAGAUAGUACUGAACUUCCUUGCAUUCUUUAUACCCCCGCUUUUGUAUUUUUUGAACAGUAUGUACAAAUUCUGUCCAGUACUUUUCAAACUGUAGGAAUUGCGGUUGCUGUCAUGCUUGUUGUGACUUUUAUAUUCAUGCCAGAUUUCAGAGUUGUGAUAAUUGUGUGUUUGACUCUAAUUAGUAUCCUAGCCGGAAUAUUUGGUUUUAUGUACUACUGGGACCUCACUUUGAGUUCCAUUACCAUGAUUCAUUUGGUUAUGAGUGUUGGUUUUUCUGUAGAUUUUAGCGUCCAUAUCUGUCAUGCUUUCAUUUCAGUUGAUGGAGAAAAUCGAAAAAUUAUUUUAGAAAAUGCUUUAGAUCGGGCUGGUGGUCCUAUCGUGAAUGCCGCGAUUUCAACACUACUGGGGAUAUGUAUGUUAGGAUUUGCGAGAAGCUAUAUAUUUAAUUCAUUUGGUAUUCUAAUGUUUCUUGUCAUAGGGUUUGGUCUGAUACAUGCUUCCUUCUUCCUUCCUUUAUUUUUAUAUGCGUUUAUUCCGUGGAUCACUAAAUCAAAUAAGACACGUGUAGGGCAUUCUGAUGAGAAUGGCCAAAUUUCUGAACCAACCCCAGUUUUAAAAGGAGAACGCUAUUCUAAAGAUGACCAUGUUCCUGUGGCAGAACCUUUACCUAGUUUAUCCGUGAUUCAUUUGGUUAUGAGUGUUGGUUUUUCUGUAGAUUUUAGCGUCCAUAUCUGUCAUGCUUUCAUUUCAGUUGAUGGAGAAAAUCGAAAAAUUAUUUUAGAAAAUGCUUUAGAUCGGGCUGGUGGUCCUAUCGUGAAUGCCGCGAUUUCAACACUACUGGGGAUAUGUAUGUUAGGAUUUGCGAGAAGCUAUAUAUUUAAUUCAUUUGGUAUUCUAAUGUUUCUUGUCAUAGGGUUUGGUCUGAUACAUGCUUCCUUCUUCCUUCCUUUAUUUUUAUAUGCGUUUAUUCCGUGGAUCACUAAAUCAAAUAAGACACGUGUAGGGCAUUCUGAUGAGAAUGGCCAAAUUUCUGAACCAACCCCAGUUUUAAAAGGAGAACGCUAUUCUAAAGAUGACCAUGUUCCUGUGGCAGAACCUUUACCUAGUUUAUCCGGAGAAAUCUCCUCACAGCACUCACAGCUGUUUUGUCAACUAAGCACGUAA